AUGAAAGGUCGGCCCGUCAUCAGCAUCGAAAAUUACACCAUAUACUGCGGCGGUGCUGAUGGGAAGAAAGUAGGUGGCUGCGCGAUAGCUGUGAGGAACGAUUACAAGAACCUGGUGGAGGAAUUUGGCUCAACGUCGUCUAGACGCGCCUUUCUACGACUGCGGGAUCGCGGAGGACGUGAACUCUGGAUCGUAAGUGCUCACGCACCUACGGAAACCGCUGAGGACAACAGUAAGGACGCCUUCUAUGAUGAACUCAAUGCGUUGAUGUCUAAAAUACCAAGCCAGCAGGUGGUCAUUGUCGGAAUCGACGCAAAUGCGAAGAUGGGACUCGAACAGCAAUCCGAUGUGCUAGGAAAAUGGUACUAUGCAGCAGAGCGCACGUCGGACAACGGUGACCGUCUGGUCGACUUGUGCGAACAGACGGGCCUCAUCAUUGCUUCCACGUUUAAGAGGGAUCAUCGACGCCAUCAGCUCACGUGGCAGGGGUCAACCCUUUUAACGCCUGAAGAGCAGCGCAAACGGAAGAUGAGGACUCUUAAACUUCAGCUCGACUACGUUCUGGCGAGGAACAUUCCUAGGUCAGAUAUCCGAAAAUCUAGAGCUUUUGGGACGUCGCGUUCGACUCUGACCACCUUCCAGUUCUUCUUACCUUCAAGAUAUGGUUCCACAAGAGAAACCGAGGAGCUCCUCUUCAACCGAAAAUCGACAUGGCAAGUCUGA
Necator americanus (New World hookworm) is the source of this 723-nucleotide messenger RNA. RefSeq lists its product as uncharacterized. Bases 1 to 723 code for a protein of 240 amino acids. The transcript has a single exon. Gene Ontology annotation, cellular component: nucleus. Gene Ontology annotation, biological process: chromatin remodeling. The record is from RefSeq and is a predicted model, not a curated record. NCBI's taxonomy places the organism in Eukaryota, Metazoa, Nematoda, Chromadorea, Rhabditida, Ancylostomatidae.